AGAGUCUGCAGCUGGAGCGGGAGAUGUGUUUGGCUUCAAACUGCACCCUGGCCAGGGUGAACCUCUCCCUGCGCCCACGGCUGGAGGACGGGAAGGCUUCCUUAGCCAUCAAGUACCAGGAGCUGCGGGAGAUACGAGAGGCUUGUUGGGACAAGCAGCAGCGCCUGGAGGCAUACCUGGAGAAUUGGAGCCCGCAGAGCGCCCUGGGCCAGCUCCAAGCCAAGCUCGAUGCCUCCGAGGCAGAGUCGGAGGCACAGAUAGAGCAGUUCCUGGCCCAGGACCUGCCCCUCGGUUCCUUUCUGGAGUCCUUCUGCCAGAGCCGCACACGCUCCCACAUCUGCCGGACACAGCUGGAGAAACUGCAGGAGCUGCUGCAGAAGGACCAGGUGGGCAGGGACCCUGCGGGCCCCGCGGGGCACCCAGGUGCCCUGGCUAGCCCGGCACGAGGCCGCCUUGCCCCGUUGCGGAGUGGAUUAGCCCCCAAAGCCUUCGAUCUCUCCUAUGGCUUUGUGCCCGCCUUUCUCAUCCCCUCGGAGGCUGUUGUGCCCUUUGCCGUGCCGGCUGCACCUCCCAGACACCAUCUCCCAGCCCUGGAACACCAGCCAGCAUCUCCCUGCUCCAAAAUUCCCAGCCCGGGCUCGCCUUUGCGCCUCGUCGGACACAUCCCCCUGCUCAGCCCCCAGCCCCUCCGCAGGCAGCAGUGGCCACGACACCAGAAGCAGGAGCCUCCACACCGGUAG
Molecule: messenger RNA, 740 nt
Organism: Aptenodytes forsteri (emperor penguin)
Lineage: Eukaryota; Metazoa; Chordata; Aves; Sphenisciformes; Spheniscidae
Gene: VPS37D
Product: VPS37D, ESCRT-I subunit
Exons: 3
Coding region: 24-740 (238 amino acids)
Biological process (GO): protein targeting to membrane; ubiquitin-dependent protein catabolic process via the multivesicular body sorting pathway; protein targeting to vacuole
Cellular component (GO): ESCRT I complex
Source: RefSeq, a predicted model, not a curated record